Messenger RNA from Carassius carassius (crucian carp), 7904 nucleotides. Its product is annotated as serine/threonine-protein kinase MRCK alpha-like. Gene Ontology annotation, cellular component: cytoplasm; actomyosin; cytoskeleton. The coding region runs from base 963 to 6407 and encodes 1814 amino acids. Gene Ontology annotation, biological process: actomyosin structure organization; peptidyl-threonine phosphorylation. Gene Ontology annotation, molecular function: ATP binding; protein serine/threonine kinase activity. The transcript has 39 exons. NCBI's taxonomy places the organism in Eukaryota, Metazoa, Chordata, Actinopteri, Cypriniformes, Cyprinidae. The record is from RefSeq and is a predicted model, not a curated record.
GUGUGAGAAUGAGAGAGAGAGAGAGUCGCCAUGUUUCUCCUCAUCAUUCCUGACACACACUACACACUCAGUAACGGCGGGCACCUUCAUCAUCCUCCUCCUCGUCAUCUUCACCCCAUCAUCAUCAUCAUCUGACGGACUUCAUCCCGCGGGCAGGACUUACUUUUCGAGGAAAUAUUGAUGGGAAUAAGACUAUGGAAAACUAAUCGGUGCCAUUGGGGAACUUCGCUAAACUCACUUUUUGCGGACGUAAACAUAUUUUAUUAAGCUUUUCCACGCAAGUAAUGCCUAAAUAUCACAUUUGGGGGCGUGUCAUGUUAUUCCUGUUUGUUUUGAGGAAAAUUCUCUUUGAGGACGAGCUAAAAUCUGUUAGCUUGCUAGCCAAACGUCUUUAUUAGCCGGAUCAUUAGCAUCAGUUAUUUUAACCCGUUAAAGUUGAACAAACUGGAGAUGUUUUACAGUCUCUCAUCGUGACAUGGUUUGACACUGAUACUUGUUAAUAUUACUACACGAUUCUUUGUGUUUAUGUGAGAGUAAACCAGUUAAGAUGCAUUGUGUCACGGGAAUGUUGUUAGCUCGUUAGCUUGAGUAAAGUUAGCUACAAGAAAGGCACUUAAAUAUAUGUAAUUAAUAUUUACAAAACGCAAGAGACAAAUUACAGUUUCACAUAAACGUGGAAAGUCUUUUUGGAUAAAUGUCUUGAAUAGUUAUUUUUUCUCUCUUAUUUGGAGGUUUGUUGAUCUUCAACUGAGUACGUUAAAAGAUGUAGAGGAAAGUUUUAUUUGGUAUGAAAUUAAAAUUAUUUUUCAGUUUACUGCAGUUUUGUGACUGCAUUUUACUGUGAUGAUGGGUGGAUUAUAUUUAUAGCUAUUUACAGAUCCCCUCCAAAGACUGUUCGUGUAUUUGCAUUGAUUUUAAUAACAUCACACUACGUUUUUUUGGACUGACACUCGUUUUGCACCAUGUCUGGAGAAGUGCGUUUGAAAAAGCUGGAAAAACUGAUUCUGGAUGGUCCUGUCCAGUCCAAUGGACAGUGUUUUAGUGUGGAAACUCUUCUGGAUGUUCUCAUCAGCCUUUAUGAUGAGUGCAUCAACUCCCCGCUCAGAAGAGAGAAGAACAUUGCUGAGUUUUUGGAAUGGGCCAAACCAUUCACCUCUAAAGUGAAACAGAUGCGAUUGCACAAAGAGGACUUUGAGAUUCUGAAGGUCAUUGGUCGAGGAGCUUUUGGCGAGGUAGCAGUUGUAAAGGUGAAAAGUUCAGACAAGGUGUUUGCCAUGAAGAUCCUCAACAAGUGGGAGAUGCUGAAAAGAGCAGAGACAGCUUGUUUCCAGGAGGAGCGGGAUGUGCUUGUGAACGGGGACUGUCAGUGGAUCACCAGACUGCACUAUGCCUUUCAGGAUGACAACUUCCUGUACCUGGUGAUGGACUACUACGUGGGUGGUGACCUCUUGACUCUUCUCAGCAAGUUUGAAGACCGUUUGCCAGAGGACAUGGCCAGAUUCUACCUGGCUGAGAUGGUUCUGGCGAUAGAUUCUGUGCAUCAGCUCCACUAUGUCCAUAGAGACAUCAAGCCAGAUAACAUUCUGCUGGAUGUGAAUGGACACAUUCGGCUCGCAGAUUUUGGCUCCUGUCUUAAACUCACGGAGGAUGGAACGGUGCAGUCAUCCGUCGCUGUGGGCACUCCAGACUACAUCUCUCCUGAGAUCCUACAAGCCAUGGAGGACGGGAAAGGGAAAUAUGGGCCGGAAUGUGACUGGUGGUCACUGGGCGUCUGCAUGUAUGAGAUGCUGUACGGAGAAACUCCUUUCUAUGCAGAAUCCCUGGUGGAAACGUAUGGCAAGAUUAUGAACCACAAGGAACGGUUCCAGUUCCCUGCUCAUGUGACGGACGUCUCUGAAAAUGCUAAAGACCUGAUCCGCAGACUCAUCUGCUGCAGAGAGCAUAGGCUGGGACAGAACGGCAUUGAGGACUUCAAGCAGCACCCCUUCUUUUCCGGCAUCGACUGGCAAAACAUCCGCAACUGUGACGCCCCCUACAUCCCUGAAGUCAGCAGCCCAUCUGACACCUCAAACUUUGACGUGGAUGACGACUGCCUAAAGAACACGGAGACAAUGCCGCCUCCUUCCCACACUGCCUUCUCAGGACACCAUCUCCCAUUUGUAGGAUUUACUUACACCAGCAGCUGUACUCUGUCAGACCGCGGUUGCCUGCGGGAGUCUGCGGCACCUGCACAAAUGGAUGUGUCCGUGCAGCGCGGCCUGGAGGACAGUCUGGCUACUGAGGCCUACGAACGGAGGAUCCGCCGUCUGGAGCAGGAGAAGCUCGAGCUCAGUCGCAAACUACAAGAGUCUACAAAAACGGUUCAGGCUCUGCAAUACUCCAGCGUGGACGGACCUGCUUCCUCCAACAGAGAAGUUGAGAUCCGUGGACUAAAGGAGGAGUUAGAAAUGCUAAGGAAACAGAUCGCAGAUACAGGACAGGUGGAACAGCGGUUAGAACAGGCCAGUUCUGCCCGCAGAGAUCUGGAGGACUCCUCCAAACAGAUCCGAUCUCUGGAGAAACAGCUCAAGAGCAUGAAGCAGGAGAGAGAUGACCUGCAGAAGGGUCUGCAGGAGUCCUCAGAGAAGCUGAAGACUCAAGGGAAGGAGCUGAAGGAGGCGGACAGCCAGAGGAAAAUGGCCAUGCAGAAGUUUGCAGAGGUGAGUGAGAAGGUGACGGAGCUGCGGUCACACAAGCAACGGCUCUCCCGACAGCUCCGGGACAAAGAAGAGGAGAUGGAUUCCCUCAGUCAGAAGGUGGAGGCGCUGCGGCUAGAAGUGCGCAAAGCUGAGCGUGCCAAGAAAGAGAUGGAGGCCCAGGCUGAAGAGUGGUCUGCUGAGACUCAGAAAGAGAAGAAGCUGAGGGAACGCAGUGAGCAGUACAGCAGACAGCUGGAAGAGGAGCUGGAGGGAAUGAAGCAGAAGCAGGUGGGCCGUCCUCCAAGCGUUGGGUCAUCUGAGCAGCACCAGGAGCUCAGUAAAUUACGAGCAGACCUGGAGAACAAGACCACGUUCUAUGAGGAAGAGCUGUCACGCAGAGAACAACAACAUACCAACGAACUGAAGAACCUGAAGAAGGAGCUGCGGGAGUCAGAGGGACAGCAGCUCACCUUAAAGAAAGAAAUCAUGAUGCUCAAAGACAAGCUGGAGAAGACCCGUCGAGAGAGUCAGAGCGAUCGAGAGGAAUUUGAGAGCGAUUACAAACAGGAGUACGUGAGAGAGCGAGUGCUGCUGUCGGAGGAGAACAAGAAACUCUCCAGCGAACUUGACAAGAUGAUGUCUUCGUUUGAGAAGUUGAGCUGCAGUCACAAACAACUGGAGGAGGAGAUGAGAGAACUGACUGAUAAGAAAGAGAGUGUGGCCCACUGGGAGGCCCAGAUCACAGAAAUCAUUCAAUGGGUGAGUGAUGAGAAAGAUGCUCGAGGUUAUCUGCAGGCUUUGGCCUCUAAGAUGACAGAAGAACUGGAAAGCCUGAGGAAUGCCAGUCUGGGUGCACGUGCUACUGAUAUGCCAUGGAAGGUGAGACGUUUGGCUAAGCUGGACAUGUCUGCGCGUCUGGAGUUGCAGUCUGCACUGGAUGCCGAGAUUAGAGCCAAACAAACCAUCCAGGAUGAGCUCAACAAAGUCAAGGCAUCGUAUAUGGCCACAGACUGCAAGCUGGAGGAGUUGGAGAAGAAGAACCAGGAUCUACAGGCAGAGAUCCAGAGGCUGAAACAGGAAACUGAGAAUCUGUGCAAGUCUAAGGGGGUUAAGCACCAAGACUCCCAGAAUUCCUUCCUGGCAUUCCUCAAUGCUCCGACCUCGGCCCUGGAUCAGUUUGAUCACUCCACUGCCUGUGGGCUGGCCGGAAAAGGCAGACGUAUCGACUCUAUCGACAACUUCAGCCUGUCCAACACACCUUCCCGAGAAGAAGAUGGACGGUCCCAGGUCACGUCCCACUCUCACUCACCGUCAUCCACCAGCGAUAUGGAGUCUCAAGAGCAGGUAGAUCUGCCACAACGGGGUGCACAAACUCCCACGCGGUCAGGAUACAGUAACUCUAGUCACAGCACACCUAAACCUAAAGCCCAUCAGUUUGUGGUGAAGACCUUCAGUUCGCCCACUAAAUGUAACCAGUGUACGUCUCUAAUGGUGGGACUUAUCCGACAGGGCUGUACGUGUGAAGUCUGUAACUUCUCCUGUCAUGUGACGUGUGCGGACAAAGCUCCCGCCGUGUGUCCGAUUCCUCCGGAUCAAACCAAAGGACCUCUGGGUAUCGACCCCCAGAAGGGCAUCGGCACAGCUUAUGAGGGCCAUGUCAGGGUGCCCAAACCAUUAGGUGUGAAGAAGGGAUGGCAGAGGGCCAUCGCUGUGGUCUGUGACUUCAAACUCUUCUUAUACGAUCUCCCAGAGGGCAAAGCUGCUCAGCCUGGUGUCAUGGUGAACCAGGUCAUUGAUAUGAGAGAUGAGGAGUUUUCUGUUAGCUCAGUUUUGGCAUCAGAUGUCAUUCAUGCGAACAGGAAAGACAUUCCCUGUAUUUUUAGGGUGACUGCAUCACAACUCUCUUCAUCCAGCAAUAAGAAAUGCUCCUUCUUGAUCCUGGCUGACAGCGAUCAGGAAAGAACCAAGUGGGUCGGCCUCCUGAACGAGCUGCACCGUCUCUUGAAGAAGAGCAAACUGAAAGAACGCUUUGUUUACGCCCCUAAAGAAGCGUAUGACAGUACCUUGCCUCUCAUCAAAACCACACAGUCUGCUGCUAUUAUAGAUCAUGAGAGGAUAGCCCUGGGCAAUGAGGAAGGAUUGUACGUUAUUCACGUUACCAAAGAUGAUAUUAUCAAGGUAGGAGACAAUAAGAAGGUCCGUCAGAUUGAGCUGAUCCCAUCAGAACAGUUGAUCGCUGUGAUAUCGGGCCGAAAUGGCCAUGUGCGUCUCUACCCAAUGGCAGCCCUGGAUGACCGUGAGGCCGAUUUUCACAAGAUAGCAGAGACCAAAGGCUGCCAAACUCUGGUUUCUGGCACGAUCAGACAAGGAUCUCUCACAUACCUCUUUGUGUAUAUGAAAAAACCUGACAAGGUGAUGAUCUACGAGCUCAACAAGAGCAAAACACAUCAUCGGAAGCUGCGGGAUAUCCUCGUCCCGGGAUCCGUGCAGUGGAUGGGGCUCCAGGGUGACAAGCUCUGCGUGGGCUUCCAGUCCGGGUUCCUGCGCUAUAAUCUUCAAGGGGAUGGAACUCCUACUAGCCUCCUCCACCCUGAUGAUCACACCCUGGCCUUCAUCCAGCAGCUGAGACUGGACGCUCUCUGCGCAGUGGAGAUCUCCAGUAAAGAGCUGCUCUUGUGCUUCAGCAGUAUCGGUGUGUAUGUGGACUGUCAGGGCAGACGGUCACGACAGCAGGAACUGAUGUGGACGGCUGCGCCCACCGCAUGUCGUUAUAAUGCACCUUAUCUGUCAGUGUAUAGUGAGAAUGCAGUGGAUGUAUUCGACGUCAACACUAUGGAGUGGAUUCAGACGAUGCCUUUGAAAAAGGUUCAUCCUCUGAACGCUGAUGGCUCUCUAAACCUGCUGGGGCUGGAGACCGUACGGCUCAUCUACUUCAAAAACAAGACAGCAGAGGGAGAUGAACUGGUGGUGCCAGAGACAUCUGAUAACAGCCGCAAACAGAUGGUGCGCAGUAUGACGAGCAAACGCCGCUUUUCGUUCCGUGUGCCGGAGGAGGAGAGAGUUCUGCAGAGGAGGGAGAUGAUGAGAGACCCAGAAAUGAGGAAUAAGUUGAUUUCAAACCCAACGAACUUCAACCAUGUGGUUCAUAUGGGCCCGGGAGACGGGAUCCAGAUCCUGAAAGAUCUGCCAAUGCCUGGUUCUCCUCUCCCCUCUCCUCGUCUGCGCCUCAUCUCCACCCCUACAAGCUUUGAGCAUGUCUAUCACAUGACUGUCACCUCUGCUGACAACUUCCUGUCCCAGGACUCCUCCCCUCUGUCCUCACACUCCCUGUCCCUCAGCUCCGCCCCUGGGACCCCUGCUUCCAUCUGUUCUCUGAAUAUGCGCCCUCAGGAGAGCCGUGGUGUCCUGGGAGCAUCCGUCAGUAUCCCCUCCAUCAGCAAGGCCAGGCCUGAACCGGGACGAUCUAUGAGUGCCAGCAGCGGCCUUGGCACACGCUCCUCCUCUCAAAAUGGCAGUGCACUGAGACGGGACCUUUCUGUUGGUAGCUAUAGUUCCACCAAACAGCAGAUGACGUCUGAUGGCUCGCUCUCAUCCGGAGGGGGCAUUGACGCCCCCUUAUCCCAUUUAGACAGAGAGGAUUCAGAUUCACCACGUCACUCCACGGCCUCCAACAGCUCCAAUCUGAGCAGCCCACCGAGCCCCAGUGAGCACCAGGGCUGGGAGACAUGAGCUUGGCCCCUAUCCCACAUCCUUCUGACGUCCUGUGUGGCCCCCGAGAGAAACCGAGAGCUGACUCCUUAUACGUCAUAUUCCUAAACACGCUGCUGGGCCCAGGUGUGUGUGUUUGCGUGUAUUAGUGUGCAUAUGCAUUACACGUGUGAUUGUUGUACACACACACAUUACCGUGCACCUUACAUCCCCUUUGAGUGGAACCACUACAACUGUUCCUGUAAUAGAUGGGGGAACAGACCACUGAGUGUAGCUUAUCACCUACCGCCACCAGUGUGGACACGGUCGAAAAUGACAAACACAGAGCUUUAACGUGAAUUUAUCAGUGUUUGUUGACAAGUGUGCCUCAUCUAACACAAGAAAAAAUAUCCAUUCAAAAGUCUUAAUGGACCGGGGGAAUGUAACUUGAAAUGCAUAACACUAAAGAUCAUGAAAACAUUCAUUGAGGAUCAUGGAAAACUGUUCUUGGCAUUCCAUUCCAUGUGAUAAAACAUGAAGACUUCAAUUGAGUUAGCCCCAAUCGAUAGAGCGGCACUACUGUAUAACUCCGCCUCUACCCUCCAGUGCCAUGCCGACCUUCACAGUCAGAGGUCAGAGUUCAAGAAUAGAUUCUAAGGUUCAGUAAUGUAAAUAGAGUUUAAGUAGAGUAUAAUAUAUAAUGAAAUCAUAACACUAUUCUGUUGUUAAAUAAGUGUGACUUGGCUUUGAGAGAGUCUCCUUUCCAUUUUAUUUUCCGGGUCAAGGCUCUAGUGUAUUAUGAAGUCAUUUGAUGUCAAUUUAAGCAUUAUUUUGUCAAGAUAUGCUAGUUUUUCGUAAUUCCGUUGAAAUUGAAAAGAUUUGCGAGGGAACACUACAAAAAAAAAAAAGAGGUAUUGAGCCUCAUUAAUGAAACACAAGGAGAGACAUUUUUAUGUGCAAUUUUCCAUUGAAUAUGAUGUUUACAAGCUUGCAAUGAAAUCAUUCAUAAAAACAUUCAUGCGUAAAUUGUUGCAUUAAACAUUCACAUUCAUAAAAUCGUAUAUGUUCUUGAACUGUAAGCAAGAAUAAUUGUUCAAGAAUAAUUGUUGAUUUGUUACAUUUUGUAAAAACAUUCUUGCUUAAAUUGUCGCAUUAAAUGCAAGAUUUAUAUGGUAGCCAUUAAAUUUCGCCAAAAGGUUUCCACACUGAAUUUUUUCAUAAAUCAUCAUGUAAAUUAUCGUUUGAAUGCAGUAUAUACAAGAUAAAAUAGUUUGAACUAAUUAUUGCGUGAAAUUGUUGCUCUGAAUGUGAGAGACGGAAGGCAAAAGUGAAGUUGUUUGUAAAAAAAAAAAAAAAAAAAACAUUCUUGUGUAAACUAGCAUUGAAUAUUAAAUUUACGAGGGGAAGCAGUGAAAUUGUUUGUGAAUUUAGUGCAUCACUGAAUGGAAUGUUUAAUCAUCAAACAAUAUUUAACAUUUAACAAACAACUGUUAUAAGAAUGUUUUCUAAGAAUAAAUGCAAUCUCCUUGUGUUUCGUGA